Molecule: messenger RNA, 3810 nt
Organism: Schistocerca gregaria
Lineage: Eukaryota; Metazoa; Arthropoda; Insecta; Orthoptera; Acrididae
Product: structural maintenance of chromosomes protein 4-like
Exons: 2
Coding region: 109-3810 (1233 amino acids)
Biological process (GO): mitotic chromosome condensation
Cellular component (GO): chromosome
Molecular function (GO): ATP hydrolysis activity; ATP binding; protein binding
Source: RefSeq, a predicted model, not a curated record
CGUGGCUGACACGGCCGAGGUUGACAAGUAGUUAGAAGUUUGCAAGAGGAGUCGAGAGACAAUAGAAUUUUGGUUUGGCAGAGAGAGAAACAAGUUCUAGGAGAGGUUAUGGAGGACAGAGAAAACACGGAUGAUGCGGAUAUGAGCGACGGAAUGCAGACGAGGGGAGAGGAGCAAAAGGACAUAGGAGAGGGUCAAGGUAGUCGCUUGGUGAUUAAGAAGGUCGAAUUGGAAAAUUUCAAGAGUUAUGGAGGCGUGCAGGAGAUAGGUCCGUUGCAUCAUUCGUUUACGGCUAUAGUUGGUCCCAAUGGGAGUGGAAAGUCGAAUAUCAUUGAGGCGAUACUUUUUGUGUUUGGGAAGAGAGCAAGCAAGUUAAGACAGAAUCGAAUGGCUGAUUUGAUACACAAGAGCGAGGCAUAUCCAAACUGUCGGUUUGCGAGGGUGUCCGUAUACUUUCAGAGUGUAAGGAUUAACGAGGAGGGAGAGAGCGAGUUGGUGAGGGGGAGCGAGUUUGUGGUUUCUAGAUUGGCAUACGUGGACCGGGCGGCUGAGUAUCAGAUAGAUGGCAGGAGGGUGUCUGUGGAGGAAGUGUAUAGGGUGCUGAGGGACGAGCACGGGAUUGAUUUGGACCGCAAUCGUUUUUUGAUUUUGCAGGGAGAGGUGGAGACGAUAUCGAUGAUGGACCGGAUGGAGUUGCUGGAGUAUUUGGAGGAGGUGAUAGGGAGUCAUGUGUACGUGGAGGAGAUUGAGAGGGUGAAGGAGGAGUUGUCUGGGUUGUCGCAGGAGAGGGCACAGAAGUUGGAAUGGUUGAGGUUGGCUGAAAAGGAGAAGAGCGCGUUAGAGGGGGAGAAGGAGAAGGCGGUGGAUUGUUUGAGGAAGAUGAAGGAGCUGUGCGACAGGAAGGCGUUGGGGUACGCGUACAAGAGGCACUGCGCGGAGAAGAAGGCGGAGGAGAUAGAGGCUGAGUUCGACAGGGCAAAGGAAGAGGUGGAUACGUUGAAGAGGGGUGUGGACGAGCUGGGAGAGAGGAUAGAGAGGUUGAGGAGGCAGUACGAGGAGCAGAGUGGGAGGAAGCAGUUGGAGGAGAGGAUGGAGGAGGCGAGGAGGAGCUUGAAGAAGAUGGAGGAGAGGGAUUUGGAAUUGAGGGAUUUGGCGAAGAAGCUGUGUAGGAACGAGAGCAAGUUGAGGAGGUCGAUGGAGAAGAGUGAGGAACAAGUGAGGGAGAGAGAGGGACGAGUGGAGGAAUGGAAGUUGGAGAUUGAGAGGUUGUCGGGGGAGGUUGAGGUGGGUGAGAAAAAAUUGAGAAGGUUAGAGGAGAGGUUGAGGGGGGAGAGGAAGAAAGUGAGUGGGAAGUUGUUGCCGGUUCAGCAGAGGUUGUCUAGCAAGCAGAGGGAUUUGAUACCUUUGCAGAAGGCGAGGGUUGAGGUGGAGUCUCAAUUGAAUUUGAAGAGGUUGGAAUUGGAAGUGGCGAGAGGUGCGCAGGAGGAAGUGGAGUUGGAAUGGAGGAGGGCGGGAGAGAAGGUGAGAGAGAUGGAGGAGUGGUUGAGUGGUCAGAGUAAGGAGAGGAAGAGGUUGAGAAAGGAGUUGGACGAGGUGGUGUUGGAGUUGAAGAAGAGUGAGGAGAAGAAGGAAAGGUAUCGAAUAGAGGAAGGAAAGAUAUCGGAGAGGGUAGAGGAUUUGAGGAGGUUGCAGGCGGAAGGCGGGGGGGAGGAGUUAUUGACUCGAAUGAAGGAGGGUUUGCCUGAUUCUGUAGCUAGAGAGGUGUUAGGGAGAUUAGGUGAUUUGGGGUAUAUUGAGGAGAAAUAUGAGUUGGCCGCAAACGUAUCGACGGGGGCAUGGAGUUAUGUGGUUGUGAGGAAUGCGGAAUGUGCGCAGAGGUGCGUGCAAGAGUUGAGGAGAAGGAGGUUGGGUCGGGCUACGUUUCUAGUGCUUGAAGAGUUAAGAGUGGGAACAGAGGGCGCUGGAGGCGCUGAGGUAGAGGGUGCGAAGAGACUCGUGGACUUGAUAGAGUCAGAGAGUGAAGAGGUGUUGCCGGCCAUCAGGUAUGCGUGUGGAGAUACUUGGGUAUGUGAGAGUUUAGAGAGGGCUCGAGAAGUGGCACUUAGUGGGGGGACUAGGCGUCGAGUGGUGACGACUGAUGGGAGUUUAUUCGAAGUACACGGAACGUUGACGUCGGGGGGGCGCCCUACAUCUUGGCGCGGUCGCGGGUUGAGGGUAAAGGGGAGGAAUCGUCAUGGAGGCGGUAGGAAGCCUGAAGACGAGGUGGCAGAUUUGAAGCGUUUGAUAGAAUCUUUAUCUGGCGUACGCGACCGUAUGAGGCGCAUGGAGAGCGUCGAGUCCGAAUGGAGGUCUAAGCAUCACAAUUUGUCUCAGGAACUAGAGAGGCUAGAAAUUGGGGUAAAGAACGGGAUGGCGCAACGAGAUGACGAGAAGCAGCGAGAGAGUCGUUUGGACUCAGAGAGACGCCAUUUAGAGAAGCAGAAGGGGGAUGCUGCGAAGAUUGAAAAGGAGAUACAGCAUUUAGAAGACCAAGUGGACCAGAUUUCGAAGGAUUCUAGCUCAUUGGAAUCUGAAAUUCAACAGAUAGAAACGGAACUGGAUCGCAUAUUGGGUCCCGAUGUGAAACGUUUGGAGCGAGAUUGCGAGCAUCUUCGAGGUCUGAUCAAGAGCUGGCAAGAGGACAUCGUGAAAAAUGAAGUUUCUAUAGAGAGCGCUCAACGCGACAUGGAGAGGCACCGUGAGAUGUGUGCUGAAUGUCUACGAUCUAUUGACGAGUUGAAUCAAAGAGUUGUCGAGACUGAGAAGGAACUAGAAUCUUUAACGAAUGCCGCUUUUGAAGUUACUCAGCAGAACGAAGAGGCAGAAGCUGCUUAUGCUUCUUUGGCGGAGCAAUUAGAAAAGCAGAGAGACGAGUUGGAACAAUUGGAAUCUUCUCUGUCAAGCCAGCGGGAUUCUCUGCGAGAUUCAGAGGGUCGCCUGUCAUCGAUAGAUGUACAAUUGAAAGAGGUCAAGACAAUAGUUUCUCACUUUUCGGCGAAGUUGGAUACGCUGGCGUCUAGGAAGCUUUCCUUGCGCUUCGACGAAGAUGAUAACGACUUGGAAUUACAAAUCGAGCACGCGCCUUCCAUGUCAAAGUCCGAUAUCAAGGAGAAUGACCUCGAAGUCAAUCGCCUCAAUGAGGAGCUUGUGAACGUGCAUUACGAUCAGGACGCGAUCGUCCGAUACAGAGAGAAGAAGCUUGUUUUUGAAAAGCAUCGAGCAGACGCCGAAGAGACUACUCGUCGUUGGGACGAGCGCCGCCAGCAUUUGGACACCUUGCAGAACCAACGCCUCAGUCAGUUCAUGAAUGGGUACGGCAUUAUCAACGCCAAGCUCAAGGAGAUGUAUCGUAUGCUCACGAGUCAAAAUGGCAGCGCCGAGCUCGAGUGCAGCACAGAUUUGUUCUCUGAGGGAAUUUCCUUCAGCGUUCGGCCGCCGAACAAGACCUGGAAAAAUAUCCAAAACCUGUCAGGAGGAGAAAAAACGCUUUCGUCCCUGUCCCUUGUCUUCGCACUUCAUCACUUCAAGCCCACGCCCAUCUAUAUCAUGGAUGAAAUAGACGCGGCGCUGGACUUUAGAAAUGUCAUUAUCAUCGCCAACUACAUUAAGCGCAAAACAAAGCAUGUCCAAUUCCUCAUUAUAUCCCUCCGCAAUUACAUGUUCGAAUUGGCCGAUUGUUUGGUUGGUAUAUACAAAACAGAGAAUGUCACAAAAACUGUUUGCAUCAAUCCUGCAGAUUUUUGCAUCCAACUUGGCGCUCAUACCUUUUAA